AGUUCCAGUUGCCUUGGAACUGUGACACGAUCAUCCGCGAAGCGGAACGCUCGCAUAUUUCAAGUACGACCGCGACGAACUAGCUCAUUUCACGAGGAAUCACCGUUGCAACGAAGCUUUGUACUUUUACGUAAAAGUAAUGGAAGCCAGUGUCUGACAAAUUAAUAUGUGACAGUGAUCGAGAUCCUUUGCGAUCGAUUAGUGAGCUUUCUGCAUCGAAAAGAUAAAUCGAUUUUGAAACGAGACACCGUGAAACGAUGUACGAAUCGAUCUUUAUUUGUCUUCUACUUUGUCAUAACAUCGGUGCACAGAAAUUCCACGGAGAGACUCCGGACGAAAUAAAUGAAGCUCGUUACUGCGAGUUUGACGAGGCGCGAAACAACUAUAACGCGAUUGAUUUAUUACAGUGUAUCGAUGAGCUGGCUAUCGAUCUGAUCGGUCGAGAAACCGCUGGAGCGACAAAUGGGAAAGGUCAGGAGAACGGAUCCACCGGGAGACAGAUCUCGUUCAUGGACGUGUUCACUAGCGUUUUUAAUAACGCCGCAACGUCGCAUCAGAGCCAUCCGGUAACUUCCGGCUACGAACAAUCGAAUCACCCGGCCGGGGUGGUCGCUCCUCUUUCGCCGGGAUUCCAGCUGAACCUCCUCGACGCGUUGUACACGAUAUCCAGACACGACGACUACAAGUGCGUGGCCAGGAUACUUUGCGAAAUGGCCAGCGGGAAGCUUCCCGGUCGUUCGUUCGCCAAAAAGGGAUCCGGGUUCUUCGAGUUCCUCGGCAGAAACGUUUUCACCGACUGGCUGACCAAAUUCGACGUGGACGGGACCUCUCCUCUGCUGAACUAUGGCAGAGCGAUGAUUCUCGGAUACAGCAAUCGGGGAAACUCCGGGGCCUGCUACCAAGCGUUUCCCAAAUGUCCCAAGGAUAUGAAGGGACUCGUUCAUUAUUUGAACACUUAUAAUGGAGGAUUUUUUAGACUGUUCAACAGGUUUCAUAGUGGAAAGUACAGGCAGAGUGACAGAGUUCCUAACAGAGUUGGCGACAAUUCCAAGAUCGAAGUGAGGGAAAGAAUAGUCGCUGGAAACUCGGACUACAUUCGAGGUCGACCGAUUUAUAAGAUUCAAUUCCCAAUUAGAAAUUACCAAGAAUAUUUAGAUAAAGAAGAAUUUCCAGCGUACGAUAAAACAAGAAACGAUAAUGAGAUCUCUUUCCCUGAUCAGAGUAACGAGUCAACGACGAAUAGCUUGCAGAACGAUCUACCACAGUCGGAAUCGACUUGGCAACCAGAUCGUAACAUCUACUUUUUCCCUCAGGGUAAAGACGAGAGAAGAUAUUCCCGGUUUCGGUUUCCCUCGGGUAUUCCAGAUACAUUUUUGUAAUUCUAUUAAUACUGACCGCGUCCUUUGAGAGAGUAUUAAAUCGGAGGAUGAAGAUAUCUUAAAUAAUAAUCAGCGGUGGACGCGAUGCUCCAUCAAAUAAAUCAGGGAGUAAGAGCGUUGCGAAUGUACGGAUUGGAUAUCAGGAUUCCGCUUGGCAUCAGGGGGAUUUUCUAGCUACCUGUAUACACACAACAGGAAGUCUCGAGUCGGCGUCGAACCGCGGUGUUACUGGCCCGUACGCCAUUUGUGGAAACAGCAUGGGGCGCCGUUAGCGCACCGACAACUUGUCCAAUGAAUCUGCUGGCCGAGUAUGAGCCCGUUUUAUGUCUCAGUUACGCGGCCCGAUAAAUUGUAUUUUAUCUCCAUUCGAUUUCCUGCUCGCGGGCUGGUUUAUGUAUCUGUACGCGCGAGCGCAGGUGUGCGAGGAUUUUUAAGAGAGGAUAAAAGAUGUACGGAGAGAGAACACAAGGAACGUACAACCGGAACGUAUGAAUAUUUGCCAAGUAAAUUAUUGAACGCAAUAAUGCGAAUAUCUGCCAUCGCGUAUUUUUUAUUAUACACGAUUCAUACUGCUUACUCUUCCUGUGCGACGUGCCCGUCAAAGUUUUAAUGAAUACGAACGAACGUGUCGUCACGUCAUUUGUAUCAACGUAUCGACCGAAGUCGAAAGGGUGGAGCCGCGAACGAUCGAGCACGUGUUCGCCGACACGCGAGGUAAUUUCGUUCAAAUCUAUAUCUUUCAGGACAAUUUCGCCCAUGCUUCUCCCUACGAAAACCAUCCCGCGAUGAGAAAAGCAACAAUUUUCACAGAGCAGAUACGACCACGGUAAUGAUCGACCACGCUGUAUGUUUGCGGUAGCUUCCUCUCCUCGCAAACAAGAAUUAAAUUAUGCAAAGGGGCAUAAUAACGAGUUACGGACUCCCUUUUGCUUUGCCAGAGAACGCAAAUGAUUAUCUUCCGCCUUGUUAAAGCCGCCAAAAACUAUCGUCGAUCUAAAUGGCGUUUUUCCUGCAUACAUCCUGCUUGACUACGACUUGUCGUUCAAAGAUCAAUUAAAAAGAUUAAUCAAAUCGAUAGUCGUUGAUACUACCACACGCAUAAUUCCCUAAUCCCUCUCCCUCGUACCGGCAAACAAAAUCCUGAAAUCAAUUUUGUAGACAUUCGUUUUACUCCGGGACAGCUAUUCUUUUUGCGGAAACGUCUUCGGCACGUGUCGCGUCGCCCCACAAACUUUUUUCCCCGAGAUUCACGCGUGAAAUUCCUGGCUGACUCGCUCGAAAUAAAAGCGAGAGGAGAGAGGAGGGAGGGGUAGACGACGUGUAAUUAUUUUAUCCUUUCUAGCAUGUAAUUCGAGGCGUGCUCGCGCCCAAGAGUCGGUCCGUGCGAUCGCCGCGGGGCCGUGUGCCUCGGACACGGCCGACCGGGGGUGCAACUGACAGCGAAAGACAAUUAGCCUUCUGAUACAUCCGAUGUCGCAUGAAGCGUCGCUCGGAACGCUUUUGCGGGGGCGUGUCCGAUUGUUCCUGGCAACCGAAUAAGUCCUCCGACUCUGCGGCUCGCGGC
Molecule: messenger RNA, 2943 nt
Organism: Ceratina calcarata
Lineage: Eukaryota; Metazoa; Arthropoda; Insecta; Hymenoptera; Apidae
Exons: 6
Coding region: 258-1379 (373 amino acids)
Source: RefSeq, a predicted model, not a curated record